Molecule: messenger RNA, 3289 nt
Organism: Salvia miltiorrhiza (redroot sage)
Lineage: Eukaryota; Viridiplantae; Streptophyta; Magnoliopsida; Lamiales; Lamiaceae
Product: protein MHF2 homolog
Exons: 7
Coding region: 128-436 (102 amino acids)
Biological process (GO): kinetochore assembly; resolution of meiotic recombination intermediates; replication fork processing
Cellular component (GO): FANCM-MHF complex; Fanconi anaemia nuclear complex
Source: RefSeq, a predicted model, not a curated record
GACACUAUCAAAAUUACAAAAAAUGAAUAAUUGAUUAUAGUUUUCAGUUGUUUCACUCACAAAUUACAUAAUUACUUCUCCUAAAUUCCUAAUUGAUUACCUCUGGUGCUCACUUCUUCACCCGUCAAUGGAGGAAAAUACUUUCGACCCUGAAUUAAUUCGCGCCAUUUUCAGACUCGUUUGGGAAAAACGAGGUGCAGAGCGGGAGAAGAAUCAACACUCAGAAAAUGAAGCAGAGGCUGGACCAAGUACGACGAAGAGAAGCAGGCUAACUACUGUCAACAUGAAUGCAUUGAAGGUGAGCUGUGAACUCCUCCGAGUUCUUGUGGCAGAGGCUAUCCAGCGUGCUGCUGCCAUUGCUGAAGCAGAGGGCUCGUUGAAAAUAGAAGCAACUCAUCUAGAGAGGAUACUUCCUCAAUUACUUUUGGACUUUUGAGGCUUAUUCGAAUUUGGUGAACUGAUGAAGAUGUGAUAUGCUAUUUUUCUGGAUUGCAUAUUUAUUUACUGUCCAGACAGCAGAAUCUAGAAGGAGAAGAUUAAGCAAGGAAAAAAGUUUAGCAUUUGCACUUCGAGUCCCCAACUCAUGUGACAACUUUUCUUCUGCGGCAUGCAAAUGUUGGAUAAACUUUAGUCUUCGGGUUAGAUCUCUUGGAAUUCUUAGUGAAAGAGCUUAAUGCUUUUGGAUAAGAGGUAGCUUUAGUAUGUGGGAACUGCAUCUUCUGCAAGCAGACUGUAAUCUCUUAUUCGAUUGUACUGAUUGUAUCAUUGUAUGCAUCACUUACUUGAAUAUUCUGAUUAUGAUUUUUCUAUUUAACUUUCAAAUCAAAUUUUAUGUCAAAACUAUGUAAAAUCUUCCUGAUAAAUAUAUGUAGUGCAGUGAUGCCUUUGGAGCUUGUUUUCCUUCGUCUGAAGUUUGAAAAUAACUUGAUACUAAAGCUGGUCUAUAGAAAAGCUCCACCGGGCUAUUACACGUCUGGCCGUGAAAAACAUGCUGCGAUUUUCCCUUUUGAUGAUUUUACAAUAAGAAAUGAGGGAAAAACAGGUUUGCUGGAGAUUAUGUAACAGAAUGCGCAUUGCGACUGAUCCGAAUUUGAUACAUCAGGUUUGUAACAUGUUACCAAUAAAUAAAUUGCUUAGAUAAAGGACUUGACCAUUAUAGUACAUGAACAUGUCAAACAAUACUGAUAAGCAGAACCUAGAAAAGGAAUUUAACACAUUUUACACCGGACAGAUUGCAAUCUUCUUAAUAUGCAUCUCUAGUGAUAAACUGACAGCUAAUUCAGUUUCUCUCGCAUCAAUCAGUCUUUAUCUGUGAUAGCAUGCAUCGAGCAUCCUUACUGUUUGGCCUCUCCUUAGGAUUAUCCAGAGUGCAGAAGCAGGCAACCUUGAGAACUAAGAGCAUCUGCUCCUCAUUGCCGCUUCCCAGCAAGUUUGGAUCAAUCGCCCUUUUAGGGUCCUCUGAAGUCAUCACAUUCCUCAUCCAUUUCACCAAUCCCAUCUCAUCCGUGUGCUGGAAGAACUCAUCGGAUGGCAUCUUUCCGAUGACCAUCCCGCCUAGCAACACCCCGAAGCUGUAAAUAUCGCACUUCUCUGUGAACUUGAAAGUCUGGUAAUACUCAGGAGCUAUGUACCCCACUGUUCCUGCCACGUUUGAGGUCGUGACAUGAGUGUGAGCUUCAGGGACAGCUUUUGCCAGCCCGAAAUCUGCAAUUCGGGCUUCCAUCUCGUCAUCCAGCAGCACGUUUGCAGGUUUCAAGUCUCUGUGGAUAAUGCGAGGGUUGUGAUGCAUAUGAAGGUACUCCAGCCCUGCUGCCACCCCUACUGCGAUCUUGUAUCGUGCCGCCCAAUCCAAUUCUCGUUUUCCUUCUGAUACUAAUUUCAUAUAGUCUUGCAGGCUGCCAUUCUUCAUGUACUCAUACACCAGGUAAUGGCAAUUGGGCCGUGGCAGAUAAGCUAGCAGGGAGAGCAAAUUCCGGUGGCGGAUUUGGCCCAUGGUUUGAAUCUCAGACCUAAUCUGCCGCAUUUUCUUGUUUAACAGCUUGCUGUCUUCUUCAUUCACCCCGCCCUCUGCAUCUGAAGGCAGUUGAACUAUCUUCUUGAUCGCGAUUUCCUUCCCGUCACUUCCAGGUAAAGCAGCUCUGUAAACUUCCCCACAGCCACCUCUCCCUAUAAUAUCAAGUGAUUGUAAUCCAUCAUCAUUUUCCAGAAACGCCAAGUCCUCGGGCUUCUUGAUCAUCGCGCUGAAAAUCUUCAAGCUCGUGUCUUUUGUGUGUGCUCGGAUUAAGCGCAGCAACAGCUUGAAAACCAUGGAGAAUACCAAUCCAGACAGACAGCCUGCUAGAAUCCCAGCCAUAAAUCCAAGAACCCACUCCUUCACUUUCUUCGUCUUGUUCUUGUUCUUCUGCUUGUUAUUUGCAGUUGUUGCUGAUGGUGAUGGGGCUUGAGCAUUAGCCAUGCUCCAAGAAGAAGGCGCCAUGGCCGGAUUGGAUUGGUUUCUCUCCGCAAACACAUACCGUUUCGGGAUGCUCUCCUCCUCAGCCAAAUCUGCAGACAAGUACUGCUCAAGCUGAUCAUUCAUCGAAGGAACCGGGCCCUCGAGCAAACUGUUGCCCGAGAUGUUGAUGAACUUGAGAUUCCGAAACGCUGUCAACGAAGCCGGCACUUUCCCUUCAAACAUGUUGUUUGCAAGAUUGAGCUUUUCCAGGUUGGGGAACUGCUUCAAGAAUUUCAAGUUCCCUGCAAACUUGUUUGAGGACAAAUCCAGGAUCCGGAGGCGAACCAACGACGAAAAUCCGGCCGGGAGUUUGCCGGAGAACAGAUUGUUCCCGAGGUUCAGCACCUUGAGUUUCUGGCAGUGGAUGAUUUGAGGCGGGAUUUGAUCAGAAAUCUGGUUGUUUUGUAACGAAACUUCUUUCAGCUCAGAGAGCUGGCCGAUAGCUGGAGAUAUUUUUCCAUUGAGCUGUUGGGAUUCGAUGACAAUCCCAACAACUCUAAGAACGUACGAAUCAUUAACGAUUCGUCGUUCGCAGAGAACUCCGGCGGAAUCGCAGAGAUCGCCUGCCGGAGUAGGCUUGAUGCCUAAGUCGUUUUGUAUCUGCAAGAGGGCCUCAUGGUCAGAGGGGAGAAGACUGAGUUUUGAUUGAGCAAUGAUAGUCAAUGUGAAGAAACAGAGGAGAAAGAGAGAGGAUUCAUGGCGAGGUAGUGCCAUAAGGCGGCCGUGGCUGGCCGUAGGAGGAGGAGGAGAUGGUGGUGGAGGCGGCGGUUGGUGUUUGAAAUGGUGGCUGGUUUU